GAGGAGCCGUGUUCUUGUGGAGCGGCAGCCACCAGGGGGCAGAGGGUGGAGGAGCCGUGUUCUUGCGCUGAGCCUUCAUUGCCAGCCCGGACUCCAUGCUAGUCGCUCCGGCAAGGGGCCGCCAUCAGUUUUAUUGCGAAUGUGUGUGAAUGGAGUGAAGGACCAACGGGAUUCUUCUUGGAAAGUGCGACGAUGCUGGAAGGAGAAGAUGAACCAGGAGAGACAGAGGGUCAGACAGUACAAGAAACAGGAGUAGUCACAGAAACAGAGGAACAGCCAGAGGAGGAUCAGAGUGAAUCUGUCCCACAGGAAGGAGGAGAGGAGGCCGAGGGACUACCUUCUGAGACCGCAGAAGAGGACCAGGAAGGAGAGCAGGUUGUAGAGGAAGCAUUAACUAUAGAAGAAGAACCUCAACAAGAUGGUGAUCUGGUUGAGCAAACAGUGGAGGAAGAGGAGAGUGCGGUAGAUGAAGGUGAAGGUGAAGCCUUACCUGAGGAGAAAGAAGAAGUCCAAGAAGAACAAGAGGUACCCUCCAAGGAAGAGGAGGAGGAAUCUGAUGGAGAUGAAAUAGAUGUAGGUACAGAAGAAGUGCCAACAGGAGACUUUGCCUAUAUUCAGGAAAAUGCAGAGGAACAGACUGAAAUGGUUUAUGAAGAAGAGGGAGAGGCAGAGGUGCAAAAUGAAACCGAAACUGAUGGCCAUGUUGAAGAACAGGAGGCUGACAUAGCACAUGAAGUAGGAGAAGAAAAUAGUACAAAGGAGUUGGAAGAAGAAAAUGAACUAGAGCCAUCAGAAAUUGAGCCAGAAGUUGAAACUAAUGACCUUGAAGUUGCUAAUGAUGCUGAGGCCGAGGUUGAGGGUGAGGGCAUAAUUGGAGAAGAUGAGGUGGAAAGUGAAUUCCAGAAUCCAGAAGAGCAACCCAUUGAGGAAGGAAUGGAGCUCGGGGAAGAAGAAGACCAUUCAAAGAACUUGGAAAUUGAAGAAGGUAUGGAAAUCGAUGAGACCCCUGAACCCAGUGAGGCUGCUGAUCUUGCGCUUGAGGAAGGAAAAGACCUUGAAGCAGAAGACGGUGUGAAUGGAAUUGCUGGAAUUGAAGCAGAAGACGAGGAAGAUGUAAAUGAUGAAGUUGAUGAGUUAAGCCCUGAAGACCUCUUCAACAUUGCCCCCUCAGAUGGCAAAGCUCUUCCUCAGUGUCGUUUGAAGAGGAACUACACAUGUGUUCACUGUGGAUUCAACACACAAAAUCCAAGAGAGCAUCUUUACCACCUGAAGGAUGAGCAUGGGGAGCGCAUGAAAGUCUUUGAAUGUCCACGCUGUAUAUAUGCUUCCAAGAACCAGCAAAAACUCAUUCGCCAUGCGCGGAUGGUUCACAAACUGAAGAUCAAACGUCAAGAGUCUGGAAGCAGCCCUUAUAAAAGCCAUAAGUCAUCUCGUGUUAAGAUGUCACCCUCAAAGUCUGCAAGGGAGAGUGUUUCUCCAGGGAAAUCAUCCAGAAGUUCCCCUGGAAAGUCACCAAGAAGUUCAGAGUCCACACAUGAUACCUGGGAGGGAAUGGAUGAAUAUGAAGACGAUGAUUUAGAGAUGGACGAUUCGCCUGUGAAAGGAGACGACAGGAAACUCUAUUUCUGUGAACAGUGUGACUAUAGUUGCAGAAGUCGCAAACUUUUAAACAGACAUGAGACCUCAUACCACCUGAAGAGACGGUUCUUCCGUUGUGUGAAAUGCAAUUAUGUCACGCAUCUCAAAGGCCGGUAUACUAAGCAUAUGAAAUACCAUCAAUUACCAAUACUCAAGUGCGAAUAUUGUGAUUUCAGGACACCAUACAGAUGGAAUUUAGAUCGACACAUGAAGAACCAUGUGGAGGACUGUGGGGAAUAUAAGUGCCAUCUUUGUAAUUUUACUGCUCAAAUCAAACAAAGCCUUACAGUUCACAUAUCAAAUCACCACUUAACGGCAGAACAGAUCAGGGAGCGGGAGAUGAGGCGUACCAUUGGCAUAAGUGACCCGGCAGAUUGCACGUCAGAUGACCAGGAGCUAGAACUGCUGCGCAUGGAAAGAGACGAGCAUCCAGACGCCCUCAUUUUGCCUGGUUUUGGUUCCCCAUCAUCCCCAGGCAACGGAGACAGUUCUCAGGGACACCACAAUGGUAACAACAGUUUCCGUGUAUCCAACAUUGACAUGGGCAACCAUGAUGAUUCUCAUUUAGCUGCAGAUGAUAGCAAAGAUGAGGACGGGGAACCUAGGAAGAAGAAACCUAAGAUUAAGAUAACGCUGAAGAAGAUGAAGUUACCAAAGUCAAAAGAUACUUUCUUCCAAGAGCUGAAUGAGAGGCAUAACUUUGAGGAAGAUUUCAUUCACCCAGAUGAUGUAGUGCAUAGACAUGGUAAUGUUUACAUCAAGACUUUCAAGUGCCAUUAUUGUCCCUUCAAGGCAGCCUUCAAGAACGAGAUAUCACGACAUGAAAAGAAAAUCCACAGUAUACCAAUGCCGAAGUCAGAAAUCUCCAAGAAGGCCAAGAAAAGCAUGAAGGCCUACAAGUCAAUGAAGAUUGCAAAGAGUCUCAAGCACAGCAUAACUUCCAGUGAUGAUGUGCUCAGUGAAAUUCUGCGAUUCCCUCAGAGUCUCAGGGAUGAUGAGGAAGAGAAGGAAGAGAAUGUUGUCAUGGAAGCCCUUGAAGAAAUCAAUGCUGCUGUUGCCAUCAAUGAAGAAAAACUGAAAGAAGAAGAUCUCUCAAAUGGAGAGAGUAAGAUGGAUGACAACGCCUCUGGUAGAAAUAGUCCAGAUAUGCUUGAUGAACCUAUUGGGGAACAUUCCUCUGAUUCAAAGGAGUCUCCAUCAAAAGACCAUGGGAAGAAGAAAGGACAGUCAUUCUUUGAGAAGUUGCAGGAGAAGAUUCCUACCUCAAAUGUACAGAAUUUGGUGUGUCAGUUUUGUGGACACGAGUCAAAGUGCUUGUCAGAGUCUGUCAGGCAUCAGAAACUACAUCUUAGUGCAAAGAAUAUUUACGCUUCAGCUUCCCUCUCCACAAGGUGCCAGUUCUGCCGUCACAGAUGCAAAACCACCGAUGACCUCAUAACUCACCUGAAACUGUGUCCUGAAGCUCGCAAAAAUCAGAUAACAGACUCUGGAAGACGGCCAAGUGGUUUCAGGGGAGAUGAUAUGGAUGACAGUGGGGAUCUACAGGCAGACAGAGAUGAAGACAGUAAAGACAGUAACGAUAACUUAGAUGUUCGACAAACCAGGAGCAACAGUGUGACGCAAGAUGGAGAUGAUAAGUAUGAGGAAGAUAAACACCCAAUGGAAAAUCGAGUGUUUGUAUGGAACAACUUCCAAGUACAGGAAGAUGCUGAGCAGAAUGCAGAAGGGAGCAAGAUCAAGGAGGACAUGGAAGCUGACUUGAAAGACCACAAGAAUUUAUCAGCAGAGGAUCUCCAGAAAGAUUCAGGAAAGAGAGGUCUGUCUAUUUCUGAUGAUCCUCUUGAUUACAUUGAGAGUCCUUCUCCUCAGGGUAACCAUUAUUACAGCAAGAGAGUCUAUAGGUGUCCUCAAUGUAGUUUCUGGGCUACUACCGCUUCCCGAUUUCAUGUGCACAUUGUGGGACACUUCAACAAGAAACCUUACAAUUGCUCUGAGUGUGGUUAUAAGUCUAACUGGCGCUGGGACAUCACCAAGCACAUAAAGCUGAAAACCUCCAGGGACAACAGUCAUCAAGGGGCUCAGGUUAUUAUCACAGAUGAGACAGGAGAAAAGAAUUAUGAAAAGUAUGAUUGCUACCUGGCCAUAAUCCAGCUCGAUGAGACAAAUGCUCAUCGAACUGAGGGAGGGAUCCCAACCAGGAAGGGAAGACCGAAACGCACCCCAGAAAAGGAAGAGGAGAAGGAGUGUGUGACACCCUCAAUCUCCCCAGUUCGUAAGCCUCCCAUGGUGUCUAUCCCAGUGAUGCCCCGCAUGCAGGGGUUGCCUCGCCUCACCAGAGCCCCUGGGUCUCGCAGCCGGCCAGGGCCAAUGCCCUUCGGUCCCAUCCUCCCUGGACCCCAGAUGAUGGUCCAGCUUGCAGGCAGUGCCGCAUCCUCAGGAACCUCAAAUUCGCGGCCGCCUCCUCCCUUAAGCCUCCGAGGGACAGCGAAAGGCACCCCCACCUCAACCCCCUCCACUUCAACCCCCUCCACUUCCAGGACCAAAUCAAGUUCCUCCAGGGAGUCUACGGAGAGUCCCACAAGUGCCCAGUACCAGAUUAUCACCCCUCAGGGGGCAGUCAAUACCAGCCUGGAGACCCUUCAGCUGCUUGCAUCGGGCUCCACCAACAUAAGUAGGCUUAAGAAGCAACAGCAAGAGCAGGGGGGCUCCGAUGCCUCUGAGGAGAAGGACAGGCAGGACACAGUGUCACACCAGAUGAGGUUGAUAGCGUGGCUCAGCUACUUGACCGGGGCAGGUGUGCAGCAGCAGGUGUCGGUGUCGUCAACAGGAGAAGAUGGCAGAGAAGUGGCCAAGAUGGUGCUGGAUCACGAGGGGAAUCCGGAGUGGAAGUGCCACUCGUGCGACUUCAGAGACAGCGAGCGUGAAACUGUUGUUCAGCAUGUGCGACUGGCUCAUGGCCGAGGAGGACCUGUUUCCUUGCUCCAUGCUGUUCAUCGGUGUGAUGUGUGUGGUUAUGCUGCUGGAACCAAGAGGGCUGUUCAGCUGCACAUUGACAGCAGUCACGGAGGCCAAGGUGGCAUCACCAGCCGCUGCGAGGGACAGACCCCAGACUCAAAGGAUAACUCAGGGGAUUCGGAAAACAUGGAGUACAAUGAGAGCACGCGAAUGUUCCAGUGCCGUCAGUGUCCUUUCUCCAGCAAGAAACGCAGCGAGAUGAGGUCGCAUGUGGUUUACCAUUCCUCGCGGCCAGACUGCAUCUUCAAGUGCAUGUUCUGCCCUUUCUAUGUUCCCACUAAAGGUGAGCUCUUUGAGCACUUGAAUGUUCACGGAAUGGAAGUGCCAGCCUCUGUGCUCGAAGCUGCCAGCAAAGUAUCCAGCACUCCUGCACCUGUGCCUCAAGAGGAACCUGGAAGUGGAUCUCGGAACCUUGCCUGUGACAGCUGUCCCUUUGAGACCAGGAGUCGUGCGAAACUGAUGCAUCACCGCCAGUUCCAUAAGCCCAAAGGUCUACCUUUCCGUUGUCCUCACUGCACCUACAAUGUAACACGUCGCCACCUCUUAUCCCAGCACAUCCGUGUGCAUGGAAUGGAUCCGGUGUUGGAUGACAGCAUCGAGGUGAGCAGCGUUAAUGACAAUAAUCAGGCAGAUGACAGGUCCAAUUCUCCUUCUCCAUCUCUUACCAUCACACCCGUCAACAAUGUGGCAGCAAGUGGCAAUACAGGCGAUGAUAACACAGUCACAGACUCCUCCUUGCUUCCCAAGUUGACAGACCAGAGUACCAUGGUUUUAGAUGACAUACCACUUGUUUGGGUGUCUAGAGAUAAUCGUUUCUUUAAAAUGUUCAAAUGCAGGCAUUGCCCACAUGUCAAUUUACGUAAAACAAAUAUACAAGAGCAUGAGAAAAUGCACAAAACUGUCAGCAGAGAAAGCGGUGGCUUACAUUGUCCAUAUUGCUCUUACGUUAGUGUUAAUGCCGGUGUUAUGUCAGCACAUAUGAAGGUACAUGCUGGCUCCAUGGGACAGUGCCAUGCCAUUGUUGACCCAUCCCUCUCAGAUGAAGACCAGUUGAGACAGCUCACAACAAGAGCUAGUACAAGUCGCCCAGAGACUCCGCAAACCCCAGAGAUACCAGGGAUUAGUGCAGCGCCCGCAAGAAAAGCAGAUGAGAAGGUGAUUUACUACUGCCAACAGUGCCCUGCUAGAUUCUUCUUUGAGAAGGAGAUUCAGAUUCACACCCGGUUCCACACAACGAGCCUGCCUCAUAAGUGUGAUCACUGUAACUACGGUGCACGACAGCAGGCUCUCCUCGCACAUCUCAAGGUGCACACACCUGAGUACCAGCAACGUACUCGCACCAUGAUGGGUCAGCACCGAACUGCUACCACAUCCCCGGUUCCUGGGCUAACGAUCCCCCACGAAACAUCUGUGGAGACUUCUGGUGACAGCCAUGAGUCGGCCAACAACUCUCGGCCAUUCACAGCAUCCCCACCUCCUACCUCCGUUCCACAGCCUCCCCCUACAAGCAAGUACAUGUGUGAUGAGUGUCCAGCAUCAUUCUCCAAGCUGUUGACCUUACAGUACCAUCAGUCUCUCCAUGGAGCCAACAACCCCCACAAGUGCCAGCGAUGUUCAUAUGCAGGCAAGACAGAAGAAAAUCUCCAACAACACCACCUCUUACACAGUCAGUAUGAUGAGACCAUACAAGCAGAAAAAGCAUCCAAAGAACCACCACCUCCUCCUACCCCACCUCCUCCUCCUCCUCUCCUCCUGAUCCUGCUCCUUCUCCUAAACCUGCACCUGUCCCUGUUUAACUCCGAAAAGUGGUGGGCGGCCUCAGUUCAACGGGAAGAGCAAGUCAUCGAAGAGAAAGAGGAUGUGGAAGAGGAUGACCCCAAGAGGGUAGGUGACCCGAAAUUGUACUACCCAAUGCACAUAGACAAGGUCACAGGGAAAUCACGGGAAAAGAGGUACAAGUGUAACAAGUGCCCUUCAGCAUUUGAGAAGACAGAGCAGUACCAUGUUCACUCCAAUCUCCAUGGUUCGAAUCACAAGUACAGGUGCCGCAUAUGUGAUUACUCAGUGAAAUUCUACGCCAAUUUCAUGAUGCACAUUAACCGCCACAAAUACCACGAGCGGAUGCUCUCCCAGAAUGGUGAGGGCCCUCCACCCGAGGACAUUGACCCCAAGUAUGAGCCCAUCAUCAGCUCUAAUGAAAACAACAUCCAGGGAGAAAAACCGAGCAAGAGCAGGGGGGAAGAGUCCAACAAAGAGAAUCUGGAUGAUGUUGACCUAACCACUUCAGAGCGCCAGCACCUCCUUUUACAGAACAAGAAGGGGGUGAAGGAGCCAACCAACAAAGAAGAUGAGAAGGAGAGGAGAGUCUAUUACUGCCAGUAUUGUCCUUACGCUAAUGUCAGACGCGACGCAGUGGAUAGCCACAGUUUGCGUCACCAAGCCAAUGGUGGGUAUGGUGUCUACAAGUGCACUUUCUGUGACUACACAGCCUCGCAGCCCAACUUCAUCCGUGAGCAUACCAAGGUCCAUUUCCGUCCCUUCAAGUAUGUUCAUCCUGAGGGAUUCAUGCGCCAUGACCGUCAGGAGAUCCUAAGUGCCCCCAUUGUACCGCCAGGAUCCAAAGCAAUCGACGGUCCCAAGUUGCAGGACAGUAAGAACGCAAGCAAUGUUGAGGACAGGUACCUUAUUUUCUCCCAUGACACUGGCGUGUACAAGCCACCCAUUAUCAGUAACCCAGGGGAGGAAGAGGAGCCCUGACUCUCACAUCGCCAGUGGAAUCCAGGUCAACUUCCGUUCGGGCGACAUCGUGGAAGCGCCCAACGACUUCGUGAUUUCCCUCCGGCCCGGCGCCAAGAUCCGCAGCGGACCAGGGAUGAUGGAGUCCAGCGACCCUUUCGCUACGGACGGACUGGACUCGGCAGCCUCCAGUGUACAAGGCGAGAGUACUCUGUGUAGCGCCGACAUCAUCUCCAAGUCUCCCAGACGAGCCGCUACCGGAGAACGAGGGUGCGAGCGAGGACAAGACGGAGAGUAUGGAUGUAGACCCACACGAAGACCCCACAGAGGGAAAGAGCCAGGCGCAGCAGGAGCCCCUCGAGGACGACCAGGAAACCAGGCUGACCAACGGCCACGUCCAUAUGGAGGUCGGAGAAGGGUCCAAGGAGGCCACCGACAAUGAGGAAGAGAGUGCGAAAAUGGAAGUGGUGGCAAAGGGAGAGGACCUCGCGCCGGCCCAAGAAGGGAGCUCGGCGGACCAGCUCCCCAUGGCCAAGAGAGCGGCCGCGCAACCAGAGCCUUUAGUCAGUUCUUAGUGAACAUAUCAUUUGUAUCGGCAGUUAAAACAAUAUAUAUAUUUUUGUGAUUCGGGCUGUGAUUAGAGAGAGAAAGAAAAAAUGUGUACGGCCAUUUGUACUGGAAAAAAACGAUAGUUCGUUGGAGUGUAGCACUUACAUUAUUGUAAUUAAGUAAUUUAUUCACGACAGAAUAUACUUCCUGGCAUUAUUUAUAUAGCUUUUUAGUAUAGGAGGGCAUCAGUCACUCUAACUGCCACGUUCAGGUUUUAACAGACCAAAGACUUGGAUCGGCAUACAACUUUUUAUCAACUGUAUCAAAGUUAAAAAGAAGCGAAAAAAAAAUAGAAAAGAAAGAAAACUUUCUUUUUUUGCCUUUACCAAGCAUUUUACGUGACUUUUGUAUGCUCAUGUAUGAUGUGUAAUAGUCCAAGCAAGAAGUGUGAUUCUUUGUAUAUGUAUACACCUAUCAUGUAUCUAAUGUAAUUAUGUUGCUGGUCAUGUUGCCGUAUGUUGGGAGGUCGGAUGAACGCAUAGCGCGUGCCGCAUGUCUCUGUGAUGUGGACGAGAGACGGGCAAAGACACGAAGACGGACAAAUAGUCACAGACAGACAGACAGACAGAAAAAAUGAUUGCCUGCGAAGGAAGGAGCGAAAGAGAGAGAGCGAAUAAAUGAAUGGGUGAUUAAAUGUUUGAAUAUACGGGAGAUGCUAAUUGACGUACCGAAGAUAAGAGUGGAUGCAUUUUCCUGUGAAAUGCGUGUGCGUGUGUGUGUUUGUAGACCAACAGACAAAAAAGAGUGGGUCAUUGCUGAACAGACAAAAGGGAACAGCAAAAGCAUCCUCAGAUUUCAAAGAAUGUCUAAUCUGAUUAUCAGCAGUUCAGGUUUGUACCAGGUAACGAAAGCGAAGACAAAGAAGGACUAGAUUUUUUAUUUGGUAUUUAAACAUUUAUCUUAAAUUAAAAUAUUAAUUUCUCUAUCGGCAACAGCAAUAAUAUGUUACAGUGAAUAAAAUUGUAUUCACCAACAGCAAACCCAUUGUCCAUUUUUGUGCUGCCAUUUCAAAGUGUUUUGUUUUUAUUUGUCUUUUUUAUUUUAUUUUUAGAGGUCUUGGUGAACUGAGGUUAGAUUAAAGAACGAGAUUUUUGUAAAGAGAAAGUCUCCAAAUUUACCAUCCCUUUGUUGUGAGCACCGCUAUCUGCGUUCGUCUACGUGUGGGCGGGAUUUUGUAAUCUAUUUUCACAAGAAUUUUAUGCUAA
Molecule: messenger RNA, 9203 nt
Organism: Penaeus vannamei (Pacific white shrimp)
Lineage: Eukaryota; Metazoa; Arthropoda; Malacostraca; Decapoda; Penaeidae
Source: RefSeq, a predicted model, not a curated record